AUGUAUUAUGAGGUGGUAGAACUGAGAGCAUUUUUGUUGUGCAGGGAAAAGGAAAAACAGCUGAACCACCAGAAACUCCAGAACGAGCUCGCUUCCUUAAAAGUGAUUGGACCUUCCGAGCCCCUUCUUGUCAGAGUGGGGGAAGACAUACAAUUAACCUGUUCCCUGUCCCCCAAGGCUAGUGCACACAGCAUGGAGGUGAGGUGGGUCCGAUCCCACCGAUAUCCUGCUGUUUAUGUGUAUGUGGACGGGGACCACGUGUCUAAAGAGCAGAUGGCAGAAUACAGAGGGAGGACAGUGUUGGUGACUGACGCUCUCAGCGAGGGAAGACUGACCCUGCACAUACACAAUGCCAGCACUUCCGAUGAUGGGCAGUACCGGUGCCUUUUCGAAAAAGAUGGUGUCUACCAGGAGAGCAGUUUGGAUCUGAAGGUAGUAGGUCUGGGUUCUUCCCCGCACAUCACCAUGGGGGGAACACAGGAUGGACAAAGGCAGCUGAGAUGCAGCUCAGAAGGGUGGUUCCCACAGCCCCGUGUGCAGUGGAGGGACGCGGAAGGAAAGACAGUUCCAUCAUCUUCGGAGGUCCUGACUCCAGACAGCCGCGGGCUCUUCCACGUGGAGGCAUUUCUGUUGGUCGCAGACAGCUCUGCUGUGAACGUGACCUGCUCUGUCAGCAACCCCCUUCUUGGAGAGGAGAAAGUGGCGACUUUUUCUUCCUCAGAUUCCAAGAUGACCUUUUCAUGGAUGAUACCGCUUAUUUUUGGAUUGUUUCUUCUGGUGGCUGUAGGCCUGAUAAAGAAAAGGAGCUGUAGAAAUGUGAAUGUGACGCUGGAUCCAAACACAGCUCCCCAAGAACUGAUCCUUUCUGAAGGGAAGAAGCAUGAGACCUACAGACUGUCAUGCAACCAGACAUCCAUGGAGAUGAGUCCGCCUGCUCCAUGCUCCGGGCUAGGGGGCUCACAUCAGGGAGGUGGUAGUGGGAGGGGGAGACUGAGGACAGGACAGGGUGGGUUCUGGCUAAGGCAAAGGACAAUGUCAUGAGUCAUCUCUGUGUGACUGCAGAACAAGUUCGGGCAAUGGGUGUGUAUGGACAUGAGUACUGGGUGAUUACCCCUUCUCCGAUCCUCCUCUCUGAAGAUGGCUUCAGGAUGGGUCAGAAUCCCCCUGGACUAUAUGUUUGGACUUCUCUUGUUUUAUAACAUGACCAAGUGCCCUAUCCUCACCUUGUCCCCCAGUUUUCUUCUCUGAAAUUCUACACCUUCUCUUCAUUCUUUGGUCCCCUAAUGUAGUUUCUUCUGACAUCAUUCCCUUGGAUUCUGGACACCAGGAUUAGAUUCCAAAUCCCAGCUUGAUUCUCCUUUUACCUUGAAAGGGG
This is a messenger RNA of Phyllostomus discolor (pale spear-nosed bat), 1375 nucleotides long. RefSeq names its product butyrophilin-like protein 2. NCBI's taxonomy places the organism in Eukaryota, Metazoa, Chordata, Mammalia, Chiroptera, Phyllostomidae. Gene Ontology annotation, biological process: T cell receptor signaling pathway; regulation of cytokine production. The coding region runs from base 1 to 1041 and encodes 346 amino acids. Gene Ontology annotation, molecular function: signaling receptor binding. The record is from RefSeq and is a predicted model, not a curated record. Gene Ontology annotation, cellular component: external side of plasma membrane. The transcript has 6 exons.